This is a messenger RNA of Zingiber officinale, 537 nucleotides long. Its product is annotated as probable F-box protein At4g22030. The coding region runs from base 1 to 537 and encodes 178 amino acids. NCBI's taxonomy places the organism in Eukaryota, Viridiplantae, Streptophyta, Magnoliopsida, Zingiberales, Zingiberaceae. The transcript has 2 exons. The record is from RefSeq and is a predicted model, not a curated record.
AUGGGGAUCAUGGCGAUCGCGAGCAAGAUUCAGCCGUCGCAGUUAGCCGAGGAGCAGAGAAACGUGCCGCGCCUGUGGAAGCAGUUGGGGAGGGCUACCGAAACCAGUCACGGAUCUCCGACCGACAGCGACGUCGAGGAGGCAGAGGAGAAAAUGCUGGUGCUCAAGAAGGCCUACCCACAUCCCCUGCUCCCCGGGAUGCUCGAGAAGUUCCCGGCAAUCAUCGAGCCCACUCAAUGGUGGCCUAAAAUUCAACCGAUGAAAUUCCGAGCAGGAUCCGGUAGCAACAGGUGGAGCAAAGAACUAGAAGAGAAGCUGAAGGGAGCACUCAGAGUACUAAAGGCCUUGGCCACGGCAGGGCCUCUGUCCGCCGGCACUGCUGCGAUAAGCUCCCGUUUGAUGGGUUCCCCUACUCUCGGCCCAGCGUCGGCAUUUGUGAGCAUCGUCGGAGGUGUGCUUGCAGCGACGACGAACACGUUGGAGCACGGGGCAAGUGGGGAUGGUGUUAUAGGAAUAAUAGAGAUAAAUUACGGAUGA